CUUGCUUAUUGUGUUUCUCCACCCUCCACCAUCUCUCUCCAUUAUGCAUUUUUUUCCCCCAAAAACUUAUAUCCAAUUACAUAUUCUAAUUUGCAGUCAUGGCGGAUUGGGGGCCAGUUGUGGUAGCAGUGGUUCUUUUUGUGGUGCUAUCCCCAGGGUUGCUCUUCCAGCUACCAGGAAAGGGGCGAGUGGUGGAGUUCGGUAACAUGCAAACCAGUGGAGCUUCUGUCUUUGUCCAUACCAUCAUCUUCUUUGGCCUCAUCACCAUUUUCCUCAUCGCCAUUGGUGUUCACAUCACCACAGGAUAAUUCAUUUAUAUAUAUCUAUGCAAAUACUCAAAUUAUUACUUGUAUUAUUCCUCUCUAGCUGCUGUAUUUGGCUGGUAUUCUCCGAUAAGCUGAUUCUCUCAGAAUAGAUUACUAUGCUUCUAUUGUGGUUUUUAAGUGCUUUGAAUUGUUUCUUUUCCUAGUAAGUAAGCUCUUGGUCUAAUUCUAUAUGUCUGUUUUAAUUUCUUUAUUUUCCUUUUAUAUGUUCUUCAUUUUCUACAUGCUUUGAUUAAUUAUUUUGUUUAGACAUAUUAUAAGAUCACAGCUGAUAUUAUAUAUAUUAUUUUCCUUUA
This is a messenger RNA of Hevea brasiliensis (rubber tree), 619 nucleotides long. RefSeq lists its product as uncharacterized. Bases 99 to 308 code for a protein of 69 amino acids. The transcript has a single exon. NCBI's taxonomy places the organism in Eukaryota, Viridiplantae, Streptophyta, Magnoliopsida, Malpighiales, Euphorbiaceae. The record is from RefSeq and is a predicted model, not a curated record.